AUGGCAGCUUUAAUCAGUCGUCCAUAUCCUGAUUCAAUGAAUAAUAAUAGUGGACUAGCCUUCGUUCGAUUAGGAGAUGGAGAAACGAAACUUUUAUUUGGACGUUUGAUUAAGACUAUUGACCAAUGGUCAAUGCCUCGUGGUCAAUCAAAAUUAGGGAAAGAUUUAAGAAAAGUAUUGCAUUAUCCGAAAUAUCAAUAUAAUACAUUUAGUCCAUUUUAUUAUGGAAUUUAUGAUACUAAAGGCCUUGUUGUAAGCGCUGUGUAUAAAUAUGCAGAUGCAAUUAUCAAGACGUUUAGUUCUGCAUGUGCUACUGGAGUUUUGUUAUUUUUCAAUUGGUAUUUUUUUGGUCUUCCAACGAAUUUAAUAAUGGCUCUAGUCGUCGUUAUUCCGUUUUCUUCAUUACGACAAGCACCUUCCUUCAGAUCAUAUGCUCUUAAUCAUUUGAAUCAAUCAAUUUCUACUAGAAAACCAGUGAAUAUCAAUCUAACGCGAAAGUUUUUGAGUUAUUGGGAACAAAACAAUGUUGCUUUAGUGAUACAUUUUAAUCGAAAUCAAUACCAGAGAAUUGAUUUUCUCACAAUUUACCGUAAACUUUUUCCUAUUGUUAUCUUCACAGGUCCAGAUCCACAUUCAAAAGUUCUUCAUUGUCCAGAAGGACGUUCAGGAUUAUAUGCAUAUGUAUGUCUCUCACGAGUCAUCACGCUACAUCCUAAUUAUACUGGCUAUUUAAUGUCUCAUUUCGAUGUAUUACCUAUUUUUCACAAUCUUGAAAAAAAAGAUUUGAAUCGCAUUUGGAUACCAUCGAUAGCCCUUACCGAUCCAUCAAAAGCUAAUAAUUGGCAUUGGCCAAAGCCAAGCGGAAAAAAAGCUUUUGAUAGAUUCUUUUCAACUCUUCGUAAUUCCAGUCAAAAUAAUAGUUUAUAUUCAAACUAUCUCGACAACUAUAUGAGAAAUGCUGGAAAAAAUCUCACGUCAUCAUUUUCUGAUAUAUUUUAUCUUCCGAAACGUUUCGUAUCCGACUGGUUCGUUUUAACAGAUUUAAUGCUACAGAAUCAUCUAUUUCUUGAGAUCGGGUUUGCAGCUACUUCAUUACUUAUGACUUCGACGAUUAUUUCGAAAGAAAUUAUUCAGCUCGAUGGUGAGAAUUGGAACGGAAAAGAUCCUAUCAAUAGGCUCUAUGAUAAAAACAAUUUAGAAUAUUAUCAUCGUAUUAGACAUCAAUCAAAAUUACAUCAGUAUUUUGUGGAAUCUAUUGUUAGAAGAUCUUUGAUUAAUUAA
Adineta steineri is the source of this 1281-nucleotide messenger RNA. Lineage: Eukaryota; Metazoa; Rotifera; Eurotatoria; Adinetida; Adinetidae. The record is from the annotation of a GenBank genome assembly.